This is a messenger RNA of Adineta steineri, 3408 nucleotides long. Lineage: Eukaryota; Metazoa; Rotifera; Eurotatoria; Adinetida; Adinetidae. The record is from the annotation of a GenBank genome assembly.
AUGUAUUCGAAAUAUAUUUAUUUAAUUGUUUAUCUAAGUAUUUUUCUUCAUGUAAAAUCUCAAGAUGAUGAUUAUGAAGAUUAUGAUGCACAACAACAAAUAAAGACAGAACCAUUGCUUUUCUCUCGUCGACCACAAUCUGCGCAAGUUCCACUUGGUAAUCAUGCUAUAUUUCAUUGUAGUUCAUCAUCAAGUCCAAUAUUUUGGUCAAAAAAUGAUACACCGAUAGGUACUAGUUCAAAACAUAGAAUAACUAAUGAAUAUCUUCAAAUUUUAAAUAUUGAUGAGAGUGAUGAAGCAGUGUAUGCUUGUACAAUACGUAAUGUAAAUGAGAUCAAAACAGCAUCAGCAAAUUUAACUGUACUUUUUGCUCCUCGUUUCACACCAUUACCAGAUACAUAUCGUGUUGGAUUAAAAAAUGUAUCUAUUCAAUUACAAUGUAAAGUUCGUGGUAAUCCUAAACCUAAAAUUACUUGGAUAAAAUCUCAUGUUACUAUUCGACCAUCGCAUCGUAUGCAUUUACUUGAUGAUGGUCAAACAUUACGUAUUAGUCAAUUACGAAAUGAAGAUUCAGGUCUUUAUACAUGUAAUGCAGAAAAUUCUCUUCAUCGUAUAUCUGCAGCAACUGAUCUUCGUGUUCGAGAUCCUACUCCACCCUUCUUUUCUCGACGUAUGUCAAAUUUAACAACAUAUGAUGGAGCAUCUGUUGAACUUGAAUGCACAGCAACUGGUGAACCUGAACCAAAAAUUGAAUGGUUUCGUGAUAGUGUUCCUAUUCAUUAUAAUAUGCAUUAUAUACUCAAAGAAGAUGGAUCACUUAUACUUCCAAAUGUUACUGCUAAUCAAUCUGGUUAUUAUCAAUGUCAAGCAAAAAAUUAUGCUGGAACAGAAAUUCAUUCAUUUUGGGUUUCUGUAGUUAAUGAUAAUCAAAUAACAGAUGAACUUAUUGAUCGUCUAGUACAACAAGCAUCGAUAGAAGUUAAUCGUGCUGUUGCCGAAACAGUACGUCAUUUACAAGAUAGACGUCGACCACGAACACCAGGAGAUUUAAUGUCAUUAAUGAAAUUUCCUAAGCCAUUACAAUUAACAUUAGCUAAAACAGAAGAUAUUUUUGAACGAGCAUUAGAUCUUGUUCAUCGUUAUGUUGAUAAUAUAACAUUUUCAAGUGAACAUUCAAGAAAUGAAAUGCGUACUAUUGAUUUUCGACCUGAUCAAUUACUUACAUCUCGUCAAUUGGAACGUCUUGCACUUGUAUCUGGUUGUGUAAUGCAUCAAUUAAAAUCUCAUUGUAAUGAAAAAUGUAUGGCAUAUCGUACUUCUGAUGGAACAUGUAAUAAUUUAAAACAACCAUUUUGGGGUGCUUCAUUAACAGCAUUAACACGUUGGUUACAUGCACAAUAUGAGAAUGGUUUUAAUACACCACGUGGUUGGAAUGCAAGUAAAUUAUAUAAUGGUUAUAUAUUACCAUCAGCACGUGAAGUUUCAUCACGAUUAAUAGCAACUAAAACAAUUACACCUGAUCCAGCAUUUUCUCAUAUGCUUAUGCAAUGGGGACAAUUUCAAGAUCAUGAUAUGUCAUUAACGGUACAAGCAACAAGUAAUACACGUUUUUCUGAUAGUUUACGUUGUCUAUCAUCAUGUUCAUUUGAACCACCAUGUUAUCCAAUACGUGUUCCUGAUGAUGAUCAUUUACGUGAAGAACGUGGUUCAUGUCUUGAAUUUGUUCGAUCAGCAGCUAUAUGUUUAAGUGGUGAAACAUCAUUUCUUCAUUUACCCUAUCGACGUGAACAAAUUAAUUCAUUAACAUCAUUUUUUGAUGCAUCAAAUAUUUAUGGUUCAACUGUACAAGAUGCUUGGGAUUUAAGAGAACGUAGUUCAGGAAAAGGUCUUCUUCGAGUUCAUAAUACACCACAAUUUCCAAAAGGUUUACUUCCAUUCAGUACUGAUACACCAGUUGAUUGUCAACGUGAUCGACAAGCAUCACAAAUUGGUUGUUUUCUUGCCGGAGAUCAUCGAGUUAAUGAACAAGUGGCUUUAAUUGCUAUGCAUACAAUUUGGGUACGACAACAUAAUCGUUUAGCGAAACGUAUGAGCUCAAUAAAUGGUAAUUGGUCAGAUGAACAAGUUUAUCAAGAAACACGAAAAAUUAUUGAAGCACAAUUGCAAAUAAUAACAUAUAAACAUUGGUUACCAUAUAUUGUUGGUGAUGAAGGUAUGAAUAUGCUUGGAACAUAUAGAGGAUAUCGUCGAAGUGUUAAUCCAACAAUUGCCAAUGUUUUUGCUACCGCUGCAUUUCGUUUUGGUCAUGGUUUGAUUAAUCCAGUAUUUUAUCGUUUAAAUUCAAGUCUUGAACCAAUUCCGGAAGGAAAUCUUCUUCUUCGUGAUGCAUUUUUUUCACCAUGGCGUGUUAAGGAACAAGGUGGUAUCGAUCCACUGGUACGUGGAAUGUUUGGUGUACCAGCAAAAAUUAAAUUACCUCAACAAAUUCUUAAUGUUGAAUUAACCGAACGUUUAUUUCAUGUUACACGUGCAAUAUCACUUGAUUUAGCUGCAGCAAAUAUUCAACGUAGUCGUGAUCAUGGUUUACAAUCAUAUACUGCAUGGAGAAAAUUUUGUAAUCUACCACCUAAUGAAAUAAAUGAUUUUGAUGAUUUACAAAAUGAUAUUAAAGAUGAGCAAACACGUCUUGCAUUACGUGAUGUUUAUAAACAUGUUGAUAAUAUUGAUGUUUGGGUUGGAGGAAUGCUCGAAGAUAAUUUACCUGGUGCUAAAGUUGGACCAUUAUUUCGUUGUUUAAUUGUUAAACAAUUUAAAAAUCUUAGAGAUGGAGAUAGAUAUUGGCAUGAAAAAACUGGCAUUUUUACAACUGAACAAAUGAAAUCAUUACAAAAGACAACAUUAGCUAAAGUACUUUGUGAGAAUGGUGAUCGUAUUGAUCGUAUACCACGAAAUGUUUUCUUAAAUGCGAUGUAUCCACGUGAUUAUGUAUCAUGUUCAAAUAUUGAUGAUGUUGAUCUUGAACCAUGGCGUGGAUGUUGUAAAGAAAAUAUGGAUGGACAUAAUGCAAUUUGUAAUACUCCAGCUAUACUUUCAUUUGAUCCAUUUCCUAAUUAUCGACCAUCAACAAUUGAUACUGUUACACGUAAAAAACGAGAUAUAAAAGAAGAAAAUGAACAAGAAGAUGAACAAAUAACAAAAGAUGAUACAUUAGAUUUACAAAAACUUCGUCAACAAGUUGAUGAUGUUUUAACAAAGUUUGCAACAUUUGAUAAACGUUUAACUACUGGUACACAUUGUUAUGAUCAAAAUACAAGAAAAAUACAUAAAAAUGGUACUAAAUGGCAUGUUCAUAAAUGUCUUGUUUGUCAAUGCAAAGAUGCAACAAGUUCAUGUGAAGUUGUUUGUUAA